Cylas formicarius (sweet potato weevil) is the source of this 1688-nucleotide messenger RNA. RefSeq lists its product as uncharacterized. NCBI's taxonomy places the organism in Eukaryota, Metazoa, Arthropoda, Insecta, Coleoptera, Brentidae. Gene Ontology annotation, biological process: regulation of actin filament polymerization. The transcript has 4 exons. The coding region runs from base 192 to 1307 and encodes 371 amino acids. The record is from RefSeq and is a predicted model, not a curated record. Gene Ontology annotation, molecular function: actin filament binding. Gene Ontology annotation, cellular component: plasma membrane; site of polarized growth; cortical actin cytoskeleton.
UCUCCGAGACAGACGGAGAAUGCGGAGUGCGUCAGCCUAUCUCGCUCGCAUUUUAUUCAGAUUUCGUGGAAGCGAUCCGAGAGGCACGAUUUAGUCGCGUUUUCAGUCGUUUUUUGUUCGCCGCUUCGUUCAGUACCGGUCGAGCGUUAUUUUCGCUUAAAUCGUCGCAGGAAACGAAGAAGAAGAAGAAAAUGCCGGAGCAGAUUGAAACCGUGAACGGAAACGGAACGCCAGACGUCGAACAGGAACUCGUGGUACCGCCGAAAAGCGUACCAACGGAACCCGGCGGCCUCCAAGAACCGCCGCCGCAGGAGUUGCAGGAAAACGGGAAUCGCGUCGACGUUUCAGAUACUUUUGUCUCGGCAGAGAAGAUCGCGGAAGAAACGACAGGCGAAGAACCGCCGUCGCGGGAGUUGCAGGAAAAUGGCAAUUCCGUUGGGGUUUUAGGGACUUUUGUUUCGGACGAGAAGACGGCCAAAGAACCGCCGAAAGCGGCGACGCUGCAGGAUUUGCAGGAAAACGGGAAUUCCGUCGAAGUUUCAGGAACUUUUGUAUCGGACGAGAAGACCGGCAAAGAACUGCCGAAAGCGGCGACGCUGCAGGAUUUGCAGGAAAACGGGAAUUCCGUCGAAGUUUCAGGAACUUUCGUAUCGGACGAGAAGACAAUAGAAGAAACGAGCGGCGAAGAACCGCCGAAGGCGGCGGCCUUGCAGGAUUUACAGGAAAACGGGAAUCCCGUCGAAGUUUCAGGUGUUUUUGUGUCGGAAGAGAAGAGCGCGGAAGAGCCGCCCUUGCCGCCCAAGAUCGUGCGAGCGGAACCAGUCGGUUCGGAAACCAAUCAUACCGAAGUCCAUCCGAUAAAAAAGAGAGCCUUGCUUACGGGCUUAGACAUCCCAAGUGUGAAGCUGGCAUAUGAAGAGGUACGCUCUGAUGGGAAUGACACCCAAUGGGCGGUGUUCAAGUUUGAAGGGCCGCAAAUCAAAUGCUCAGCGAAAGGAUCGGAUUUUAAACAAUUCCAAAGUCAAUUCAGCGAAGACGAGAGGGCGUUCGGAUACAUAAGGGUGCAGACCGGCGACGAAAUGUCCAAAAGGCAAAAGUUCCUUUUGCUCACGUGGGUAGGUCCUUCGGUCAGCGUUUUGAAGAGGGCCAAGAUGUCCACCGAUAAAUCUUUGAUAAAGGAUAUUGUUUCCAAUUUCGCCAUAGAACUCCAAACCGAAAAUCUAGCCGAUUUAGAUCUGGAUUAUUUCGUAGCGGAACUAAACAAAGCCGGAGGUGCGAAUUACGGCACCGGAAUCAGAGAAAGUUAAAGAGAGAAAUUGUAAAACGUCCGGAUUCUUAACAUAAUGAUUUGAUUUAACCGGUAACGUUCUCAACGCCAUAUUAGAAGCUAUGUAUUUAUAUGUAAAUAGGAUUUUUACUUGUACGGUUUGCACUACGAUCCUUCGUCGAAGUUGAUCAAAACGCGAUGCUUGAACUACGAUACUUUGAAUUUAGAUGUAUUAUUUUAUUGUCGAGUUAAGUGUGGGUUUAUUAUUAUAUACAUAUUGUGCAUUAUGCUUUGUGAUUAGAUACGUCCUAUUUUAAUCGGGAAGUCAUCUUUCCUUCAUUUAGUUUUAUACUCGUAAGUAACUUUCCGUUUAUAAUAUAUUUCCCAGAAUUUUACCAAAUAUAUAUAAUAUCAACAAAAA